UUCCAUUUUCACUUCACUUCCACAAUUCACUGUCUUCAAAACUAAUAUUACGCCCAAAAUCCCAAAACCUAAACCCAAAAUCACUCACGAAUUCUCAAAAUGCAAGCUUGAUUCCCAAUCAAAACGAAAUAAACUCCUGGCUGCAAUUCAAUUUCAAUGCUUCAUAUCGUGGCCGGCAAAUUAAAGUAACUAAAAGAUGGAUCAACUUAAGAUGAUCGGGCGGGAGCUCGCAAUGGGCUCCCAAGGUGGGUUCGGGCAGUCCAAAGAGUUCCUCGACCUCAUCAAAUCAAUCGGCGAGGCUCGAUCCAAGGCCGAGGAGGACCGAAUAGUUUUACGCGAAAUUGAGACUUUAAAAACCCGACUGGCUAACCCGAAUACGCCAAAAUUCAAGCUGAAAGAGUACCUUGUACGUCUUCUUUAUGUUGAGAUGCUUGGACAUGACGCUUCUUUCGGCUACAUAUAUGCUGUCAAGAUGACCCAUGAUGAGAAUUUGCUGUUUAAAAGGACUGGAUACUUGGCUGUUACACUUUUUUUAAAUGAGGACCAUGAUUUGAUUAUCUUGAUUGUAAAUACUAUACAGAAAGAUUUGAGGAGCGAUUAUUAUUUGGUGGUUUGUGCUGCGCUGAAUGCGGCCUGUAGGUUGAUUAACGAAGAGACAAUUCCUGCAGUGUUGCCUCAGGUGGUGGAGCUCUUGGGGCAUCACAAGGAAGCAGUGAGGAAAAAGGCGGUGAUGGCACUCUAUAGAUUUCAUCAGAGGGCACCUGGGUCAGUUUCCCAUCUUGUUUCCAACUUUCGCAAGAGGCUUUGUGAUAAUGAUCCUGGUGUUAUGGGUGCAACACUUUGCCCAUUAUUUGAUCUUAUCACAAUCGAUGUUAAUUCUUACAAGGAUCUGGUGAUCAGCUUUGUAAACAUUCUUAAGCAAGUAGCUGAGCGCAGACUGCCUAGGAGUUAUGAUUACCGUCAUAUGCCCGCUCCAUUUAUCCAGAUCAAAUUAUUGAAAAUUCUUGGGUUACUGGGGAAUGGUGACAAAAAGGCCAGUGAACACAUGUAUACCAUCGUGGGUGACAUCAUGAGAAAAUUUGAUUCCACAAGUAAUAUUGGGAAUGCCGUUCUUUAUGAGUGCAUAUGCUGUGUUUCUUCAAUACAUCCCAAUCCCAAGUUACUCGAAACUGCUGCUGAUGCCAUUUCGAAAUUCUUGAAGAGUGAUAGUCACAAUCUGAGAUAUCUUGGAAUUGACGCUCUUGGUCGGCUGACAAAAAUAAAUCCAGAAAUUGCCGAACAGCACCAACUGGCUGUCAUCGAUUGCUUAGAGGACCUAGAUGACACUCUAAAGCGCAAGACAUUUGAACUCCUUUACAAAAUGACGAAGUCUUCAAAUGUUGAAGUAAUUGUAAACCGUAUGGUUGAUUAUAUGAUAAACAUCAAUGAUAAUCAUUUCAAAACUGAAAUAGCGUCUAGAUGUGUUGAACUUGCAGAGCAAUUUGCCCCAAGCAACCAGUGGUUUAUACAGACCAUGAAUAAAGUAUUUGAGCACGCAGGCGACCUAGUUAAUGCCAAAGUGGCUCAUAACUUGAUGCGGUUGAUUGCUGAGGGAUUUGGAGAGGAUGAUAAUAUCGUGGAUAGUCAGCUCAGAUCAUCUGCUGUGGAGUCGUAUACUCGAAUUAUUGGGGAGCCAAUACUUCCAUCUGCAUUUCUUCAAGUCAUUUGUUGGGUCUUGGGGGAAUAUGGUACUGCAGAUGGGAAGUAUUCUGCCUCAUAUAUCAGUGGGAAAUUGUGUGAUGUGGCAGAGGCACUUUCAACUGAUGAAAUUGUCAAAGCAUACGCAGUCACAGCCCUUGGGAAAAAUUAUUCUUUUGAAAUAGCAGCUGGGAGAAAAGUGGACUUGCUUCCUGAGCCACCUUCCGACUUGCUCGACUUAGGUGAACCAACUGGUACUAGUAUUCUGCCAUCUUUAGAUCCUUUUAAGCAAUUAGAAGGUGUUCUAGAUCAAACACAAGACCCUACCUCACUAAAUACUGGUGGAUUUAGUGGUACUGAUGCACCCGACAUAAUGUCCCUCUAUGUGGACACGUCGUUAAGAGACCAGGGGAAUAGCACAGCAAAUUUACUUUCAACUGUUAAUGAUAGUUCUAGUCUUCUCUCUGGUUUUUCAGAUGCUACCAAUAGAACUGGUCAUGGAGGAAAUACAGUUGCACAGUUAACACAGAAAUUGAGCGAGGGACCAAAUCAUAAAGAUUCUCUCGAAAAAGAUGCAACUGUUAGGCAAAUGGGAGUGACCCCAUCAGGUCAGAAUCCUAACUUAUUUAAGGAUUUACUUGGGUAA
Molecule: messenger RNA, 2323 nt
Organism: Olea europaea var. sylvestris
Lineage: Eukaryota; Viridiplantae; Streptophyta; Magnoliopsida; Lamiales; Oleaceae
Product: AP-4 complex subunit epsilon-like
Exons: 10
Coding region: 197-2323 (708 amino acids)
Biological process (GO): receptor-mediated endocytosis; intracellular protein transport
Cellular component (GO): AP-4 adaptor complex; membrane coat
Molecular function (GO): cargo adaptor activity
Source: RefSeq, a predicted model, not a curated record